This is a messenger RNA of Diorhabda carinulata, 2387 nucleotides long. Its product is annotated as serine proteinase stubble-like. Gene Ontology annotation, biological process: proteolysis. The record is from RefSeq and is a predicted model, not a curated record. The transcript is spliced from 13 exons. Gene Ontology annotation, molecular function: serine-type endopeptidase activity. Bases 343 to 2151 code for a protein of 602 amino acids. Lineage: Eukaryota; Metazoa; Arthropoda; Insecta; Coleoptera; Chrysomelidae.
CGUAAGCGGCACUGCUUCAAAUAUACCAGUUAGUCAGUAGUCGAUUGUCGGUUGUAAAACACAUGAGAGAAAAAGAAGUUAAGUUAGCGGCGCACCGUCUACUGGAGUCCAUCGAGCGGUUUUUGGAUCCUUUUCAUAUCGCGUUCGGUUUCAGACUAUUUUAAUUAUUAGUGUGAGAGAUUGUGGUUUUAAGGAAAUUUAUGUUGUUGCUGUAAUUAUAUUUUCAGACUUUAUAAAAACAGUAGCUGACCUGAUAUGAAUGUGACUUUAUUUUUGGAGGGGCAAAGAAUAACGAAUAUGAGGUGAAGAUACACUUUUCUUUCUAAGAUAAUCUUUGUUAGGAUGAACAUGGGAUCGGAUAGAAGAUUGGAUAACAGAACAUUGGAACAAUUAAUUAGAGAUACAACAUCGUGUAGUCUUCGUAUGGUAUUUCUGGUCCUGGUGUUAGUAUCUGAAUGGCUGCCUACAUCAUCCAGUGCCGCUUAUUCUUCAAAAAGAAAAGAUCAAGCAUACCAAAUCAAUCCAAAACCUUGUUGGGUAGAUGGCCAGGAAGGUACUUGCAUGUUUGUUUAUGAAUGCAUAAACACUGAUGGUUACCAUAUAGGUAUGUGCGUCGACACGUUCAUGUUUGGUUCUUGUUGUGCACACAAUUCCACUCAGAAUACGGUGAUUCCGUCACAGCUACCAAACCAACCUAACCGUCCACAAAUUCUUUACACUCAUCCAAGCUCUAGUCAUAGUAGUCAUAGUAAUAACUAUAAUAAACCAACCAAACCGCUAAGUCAUUAUAUUAGUACUAGUAGACCUAAACCAAACAGCCACCAACUGGCCAAUAACUCAACGAGAUCAUCAGCAGCUACUCGUAAUCCAACUUUACCUACUUCUACUGAUCGAUCUGAAUUCUCUUGGAGAAUAUCUACACCUCCUCCUAGGCACAGUAUUCGACCGAUGAACACAAAUGAUGAUUUCACGUUGACUGCCAACCUCAUCUAUACGAAACCUGGAUGGCAAAUGACAACCGAACCCGCUUUCAUAACAUCAAACCACAGUUCUAAGGAUCCGCAAAUAGAAACGAAUAGUUUACAAAACUGGCAGUCUACAACGGAGUUUGGAGUAGUGACUAGACAGAAAAAACCUACAAAAACCAAGAAUAGACCGACAAAGAAGCCGGUACAAAGCGCGGCAGAUAAAUAUUUCACCAAGUAUUCAAUGAAGCCUACGAAGCCUACUACCACUAAAAGGCCAACAGAAACUGGUAGACCUGAAUUAUUUUAUCCAAAAUUACCAAACAAAACUCCAACUACUAUUUUGCCUUCUCCAACAAGUUCAAAUGGACUUUCUAUAUCAACAACUUCGGUAGCAAACGACGAUAUUUCUUGUGGCGUUCCUCAGAUGUUUACCAAAGCUCAAACAAGGAUAGUGGGUGGAAAAAAUGCUCCUUUUGGAAAAUGGCCUUGGCAGGUUUCCGUGAGGAGAACAUCGUUUUUUGGAUUCUCUAGUACACAUCGAUGCGGUGGAGCAAUCUUGAAUGAAAAUUGGAUGGCAACUGCUGGACACUGUGUAGAUGACUUACUGACAUCGCAAAUCAGAAUAAGAGUUGGAGAAUACGAUUUUUCCAGCGUUCAGGAGCAACAUCCCUAUGUAGAAAGGGGAGUAUCGCAAAAAAUAGUACAUCCCAAAUACAACUAUUUCACUUACGAGUACGACCUUGCUCUUAUCCAAGUUGAUAAAUCAUUGGAAUUCUUGCCGCAUAUAUCUCCUAUAUGUCUACCAGCUUCUAAUGAUCUUUUGAUUGGAGAAAAUGCUACAGUAACCGGAUGGGGUAGACUCAGUGAAGGCGGUACCUUACCAUCAGUGUUACAAGAGGUUCAAGUACCUAUAGUUAGCAAUGAUCGCUGCAAGAGUAUGUUCCUAAGGGCUGGUCGACACGAAUUUAUUCCUGAUAUAUUUCUCUGUGCUGGAUACGAAGGAGGAGGGCAGGAUUCUUGUCAAGGAGAUUCAGGAGGUCCUUUGCAAGUGAAAGGAAAAGACGGACGUUACUUUCUAGCGGGGAUCAUUUCAUGGGGAAUUGGAUGCGCCGAAGCUAACCUUCCCGGAGUAUGUACAAGAAUAUCCAAGUUUGUUCCAUGGAUUCUGAAAAUAGUUACUUAACGAUAUGAACUCUACCAAUUAUAAAAAUACUAUACGACUUGUAGCCUUUAUCGAAUCGACCACCAAGUUUACUUUUUACUAUAUGUAAAGCGUGGGGUUGGUGAUGCAGAAGACAAACAACAAAUAGAAAAUUGAUAAUAAUCGUCAAUUGGUAACCUAAUAUAUGAAAUGCGAAUUCCCUCUCACUUUAAUGUCAAAUACAAUGUAUCUGUAAUAUAUUAUCAUCAUCAAAGAUA